AUGUUGACUCAAUCCCUUUCCUUCUCCUCAGAUCAGUUUUCUUUAGCUUCCUCUGGUGGUGUGGUUGUAUCUGCGCAGAGUACUACAAAAGCAUCGUCGUCACCCAAAAUGAUGUCCUCAACCACCACUUCUAGUGCUUCAUCUUCAACGUUACAACAACCACAACUUGAACAACAGUUGAGGCCUCAAGAACAUGUUUGUACCUCAAACUCCAUUGCAGAGAGUUCUCUUUCUUCAUCGUUGGCUGUUUCUUCACCAAAUUCAGGAAUUUUGUAUGAUCCCUUGGCUGAGAGAUGUUUUCAACCUCAACCUCCACCACCAAUGAUGACACAUCAUCAUCAGCUUCCAACCCUGAAUAAGGCACCCAAAGGAUCUCUUCAAUCGUUUCAUCUCUUGUUGGGUGCAUUGGAUUAUAUCAAUCAAGAACAUGGUCAGGAUUAUCCAAGAUUUAGCAACACCUUGUGGUCGAGUGGAGGCUCCGAAGAAGAGGAAGAACCAGAACUCAAAUAUUCCACUACCACCCCCACACCACUCAGAGAGAGCCAUCCUUCUUCAUCCCCUCAUUCAUUGAACAAUUCAAUGACCAGUAGUCAUCAUCAUUGGAAGAGUAGCAACAUCAACGAUGAAAAUACCACUCGAGCCAUUCCGAAAAGAGAGAGACAUGAGGAAGAGAAUGAGAAUGAGGAAGAGUUCAAUGAGGAAAAGCAAACAUUUUCAAAAUCGAAUCCUUCUUCUCACUCUUCCACUCGAAGAUCUACCUCUUCAGCAAAAAACCGAGGUCUUCAUUCUUCUCCACCUCCUCAACAACACCUCAAUAGUGAAGGUUUGCAAAUCUGUGCCUGUUGUAAAAGAGACUCCAACACUGUGAGUUUCCUAAAGAAUUAUUCCAUUCAUCAAGGAAACAUUCAUAAUUAUCGGAAUUGCUUCCCAGAGUAUGAGGUCGUUCCUGGAAUCUCGUGCAUGACUUGUUAUCAUAAACAAUGGCGCUACACGAAAGGACUCUAUGACCCUAACAAGGCCAAAUCGACUGGAGUUAACAAGAGGGAAGGUAAAUCCAACAAAUCUUCCUCGUCGACUCCGACGAAUAGCAUGACCAACACUCACUCCCAGGAACUGACGAGCAGUGCUGAAGAAGGGAAUUCAAAGAGGAAAAAGUCGUCUUCCUCAAGCUCUUCAUCUUCCUCCACCAGCUCUUCCACCUCCGAUCCAAACAAGAGAAAGAAAGUUGAGAAUGAAGAAGAAAAUAGUGAAAGAAUGAACAAUAGUAUGGAAGGAAUGAAGGAGGAAGUCAAGAAGCCUCGUAAACUAUCAAAGAGAAGACACACCCAAUUGGCAGAAUCUUCAUCCUCUGCCAAUCUAGUAUUUAGUGCUGCUCCUCCAAUGAGUGAGCCAUUCACAACGUCAGAUGCACCACACAUGUCAUCACCCUCCUCCUCCUCCUUUAUUCAUCCUUCAACUUCUACUUCUAUUGAGGGCUCUGAAGCUUCAGAAUCAAGAACAAACCUUCAUCAUGACCAUGCCAUUCGAUUACUCCUAAAGUUCCAAUAUUCAACCUCAAAUAAUUCAGUUGAAGAAGUUUAUACUUGUAACAUGUAUUGCGAUUUUGUUCCAACUACACUGGCAAGCAUCAAGUCGUUGGUGAUGAGCAAGUUGAGAAACAAAACCACUGGAUUUUCAAAUUGUGAAGCUAUUUUGUGGUCCUCUUCUUCAUCGGAGCAGACAACCCCAAGCAGUGAACGAGUUGUAUUGACCGAUGAAGAAUUGAAGAGGAGAUCUCUUAGGAAUGAUGAUAUCUUGUACGUCUUUUAUUUAGAUUUGAGGGGAAGUCUAUUAUAUGAACACCGAUGUAGCCUCAAUGAUAUGAAUUCGACUACACUUACAACAACCUCCAACUUACAAUCACCUUACAAAAAAAAAUCAAACAAAAUGUCUUCGACUGCUCAACAAUCUAGAACUCAAUCUGUUACCUUCGAGGAAUCACUCACCUUGAUGAGGAAUUUGAUGCGGACUGCAAUUUCGUCGGUGUGCUAUUUGAGAAAUAUAUUCCCUGAAGAUUGCUUCCAAGAUAAAAGCCUUAGCGGGAUCAAUAUCAAGUCUCUUCAACCUGCCAACGAUGAAGCUCGAACACUGAUUGAUUGGCUCGAAAAGGGUGUCUUCGAAGCACUCAAGAAAAAGUAUUUGAGAGUAAUAAUAUUUGGAGUGUGCUCUGAUCCAUCCAACGAAAUGGAAAGCAUGAUUGAGAGUUAUGAGUUCAAGAUCACUUACCCUGACCGAGAAGGAGCUCAAGUGAAUGUUUCACGAGUAGAAAACAAUCAAACCAAUAAGAAGGUUGGCAUUAAAUGUGGGCAAACAAAGCAGGAAAUCACCCAGUCAAUGAUUAUGAUGUUGAGAACUUUGAUUACUCUCGCUCAGACCCUUCAACCAAUCCCGGAAACCAGGUACAUCACCAUGAAGUUAUUGUACUAUGAAGAUGUUACUCCUGUUGAUUACGAGCCAGCGUUUUUCAGAGCUUUGCGAGAAGAUGAAUCGAAGCAGUUCAAUAAGGAAUUUGUAAAGCUCAAAAUCGGCCAGGUGGAAACACAAUAUCACAGUUUGCAUAUUAGAGUAAGAACAAAGUCUGAUAAUUUUGAAUGUGAUGCUGAAGGAAAGAGAGAGAUGGUUGGAAAUGAUGAAGCACCAAGUGAUGCAUCAUUUCCUCUUGCCAAGAAUAAUAAUGAGGCAACCCCUCCCUCCUCUCAAUGGGCAGUUCGAGUACAAGAUCAGGAUCUACCAAAGGAAAAAGAAACCAAUAAGGAGUCAAAGAGUGAAACCUCUCAUAAUGACAGUGAAAGUGAUGCAACUCAGCUCUCCCAAGAAGAGACAGUCACCAACACCGACGAUGAAUUGAAAAAUUUCAAAAAAGAAAUUGAGAAGGUGGGCCUUUUUUCCUUUACCAUGAAAGAAGCCAAAACCAUGAUAUUCAAGAGCUACUCAAUUAAGGAAGAAGACCUUAUCGCUUACAUUGAAAAGAAAAGAAAUGACGAGAUUGAAGAAAUGGACGAUCAAGAGAAAUCCUACCUAAAGGCGUUGGCCUUCGUUCUAUCUGAAGAAUAUGUCACUGCUAGUGCAUUAGGUUCAGAAGUUGGUAUUAGCACCUACCUUGCCUCCAAGUUCUUGACACGGAUGGAAAAAGAAAAUUUUGUAAAAGUGGCUAGCAAUAAGAGGAAGGGAAAGAAAGUUAUUCCCAACGAAAGAAAGUUGAAGGAGGUCAUGGAAAUGCUAAUCUAUAUAAACAAGGAAGGUACAUCCAAAAAAACCAAGACCAACACCAAGAAGGAUGAUAAACAGCCAGCUCAGAAAGAUGAAAACGUGUCAGACAGUGAGCACGAGGUGGAUCCUGAUGUCACACCACGGAAAGGCAGCAAAGAAAAAACCUUAGCAAGAUCGGAACAGACAACCAAAAAACAAGUUGCGGAAGCAAAAAAGAAUUCCGAAGACGUUUCGAACCGAAUCACCGGAAUGAAAAGAAAGACCAUUUCUCAGUUUGAGGUGAGUUACAGUCAGGAUGGUCUUUCCCAACAUCCCCAAGCCUCUUUCAACAUGGACGAGUUUAGUCCAAGAGCUCUCCCUCCAAAUCAUAACAAAGUCAGCACCGUGGUUGAGCCAAUUCAACAAAAGAAGAGAAAGUUCUAUAGAGAUCCAAAGAAACUUUCAUGCAUGUAG
Naegleria fowleri is the source of this 3702-nucleotide messenger RNA. RefSeq lists its product as uncharacterized. Lineage: Eukaryota; Heterolobosea; Eutetramitea; Acrasida; Naegleriidae. The transcript is spliced from 4 exons. The record is from RefSeq and is a predicted model, not a curated record. Bases 1 to 3702 code for a protein of 1233 amino acids.